AUGAAGUCCUUCGCCAUUGCUGCCGCCUUUGCUGGUGCCGCUGUCGCCAUGCCCCAGGGUGUUACUCAGUCUAUCUCUCCCAAGACUGGUCCUCCCCAAGGCUGCUCCAACAACUUCGAUGGCCAGUUCAGCAUCUCAAUUGCUAACGUCACCACCACCGCCAAGCGUGACCUCGAGACUCGCCAGGACAAAGUCCUGACCAUCACUCUUAAGGAUGGUACCUUGACUGAUGACCAGGGCCGCACUGGUUACAUUGCCGCCAACAACCAGUUCCAGUUCGACAAGCCCGCCCAGACCGGUGCCAUCUACACCUCUGGCUUCUCCGUCUGCAGCAACGGCACCCUUGCCAUUGGCAACUCCGCCAUCUUCUACCAGUGCUUGAGCGGCGACUUCUACAACCUCUACGACCAGUCCACCGGUGCCCAGUGCUCUCCCAUCUACAUCAACAUCCUCAAGGCUGGCGGUGUUGCCUCCAGCGGUGCUGCCACUCAGAUUGGCGACGGUCAACUCCAGGCUGCCACCUCCACCAAGGCUGUCACUCAAAUCUCUGAUGGUCAGAUCCAGGCCUCCACUGCCGCCGCUCCCGUUACUCAGAUCUCGGACGGCCAGAUCCAGGCAUCUACUGGCAAGCCUGUCACUCAGAUCUCCGAUGGCCAGAUCCAGGCCCCUACCUCGACCGCUGCCCCCGUCACUCAGAUCUCUGACGGUCAGAUCCAGGCUCCCACUGCCACCACCGCUAAGCCCGUCACCCAGAUCUCUGACGGCCAGAUCCAAGCCCCUACCUCUGCUGGCAAGCCCGUCACCCAGAUCUCCGACGGUCAGAUUCAGGCCCCUACUGGCGGUGCCACUCGCCCUUCUAACGGUACUGUCGUUGCUGGCGCUGCCACUGCCUCGAGCCCCGUUGCUUACACUGGUGCUGCUGCCAUGCCCACCUUCGCUGGUGAGAUGCUCAUUGCCGCUGGUGCCUUCGCUGUCGCCUUCCUGUAA
Aureobasidium uvarum is the source of this 987-nucleotide messenger RNA. The record is from the annotation of a GenBank genome assembly. NCBI's taxonomy places the organism in Eukaryota, Fungi, Ascomycota, Dothideomycetes, Dothideales, Saccotheciaceae.